Dictyostelium purpureum is the source of this 1176-nucleotide messenger RNA. RefSeq lists its product as uncharacterized. Lineage: Eukaryota; Evosea; Eumycetozoa; Dictyosteliales; Dictyosteliaceae. The transcript has 2 exons. Bases 1 to 1176 code for a protein of 391 amino acids. The record is from RefSeq and is a predicted model, not a curated record.
AUGGAUGAGCUUCUAUCAUCUUUAAUUAAGUUUCGGGUAAAUGAAGAGUUAAAAAACAGUAUUAAUAUUAGUGAUAGAUUAUUAUAUAUAGUUUGGAAUAAUAUAUUUUUAAGAAAUAAAAUUCAUAAACAUAUUUUAUUGUUUAUUGAACAUAGUGUUGUAGAUCUUGGUAUACCCUAUUAUUAUUUGUUUAAAUAUAAAUCAUAUAUAACAACACUUAAGUGGUUUGGUGAUCCACUACCUGAUAAAAAUGAUUUUCCACCAUUUUUGACACAUUUAUAUUUGUACCGUUUUAAUAUGUUACCAACAACUUUACCAAAUACAAUUACAACACUCACAUUCGGUAAUAAUUUUAACCAGAUAAUUACACCCAACACAUUACCAAAUAGUCUCACAACACUCACAUUCGGUCGUUAUUAUAACCAAGUAGUUAUACCCGACUCAUUACCAAAUAGUCUCACAACACUCACAUUCGGUGAUUGUUUUAACAGAGUAAUUGAAUUCAAAUCAUUACCAAAUACAAUUACAACACUCACAUUCGGUCAUGAAUUUGACCAGAUAAUUACACCCGACACAUUACCAAAUAGUCUCACAACUCUCACAUUCGGUCGUUAUUAUAACCAAGCAGUUAUACCCGGCUCAUUACCAAACAGUCUCACAACACUCACAUUCGGUGAUUGUUUUAACAGAGUAAUUGCUUUUAGAUCAUUACCAAAUAUUCUCACAACACUCACAUUCGGUCAUGAAUUUGACCAAAAACUUCUGCCUGGUUCAUUACCAAAUAGUCUUACAAUACUCACAUUCGGUUAUAGUUUUAACCAAGAAGUUCCACCUGGAACAUUACCAAAUAAUCUCACAACACUCACAUUUGGUAAUAAUUUUAACCAAGCAAUUCUACCCGACUCAUUACCAAAUGGUCUCACAACACUCACAUUUGGUGAUUGUUUUAAUCAAGUAGUUCUACCCAACACAUUUCCAAAUAGUCUCACAACACUCACAUUCGGUUAUAGUUUUAACCAAGCAGUUCUACCCUACACAUUACCAAAUAAUCUCACAACACUCACAUUUGGUAAUGGUUUUAAACAAGCAGUUCUACCCUACACAUUACCAAAUAGUCUCACAACACUCACAUUCGGUCGUGAUUACGACCAAGUAGUUCUACCUGACUUACAAUAG